UCCGUGGGUCGAGCACUCAGGUAGCGCGCCGUGGCGCCGCCAGCAACCAGCUCCUUCACUUGGGACACUUGGGUGGCUUCAGCCGCCCCUCGGACCCACCCAGUGCCUUGACCUCCUUGAGGACAGCGCGCCGAGCCCGCCGCGCCGGGCCGCCGGCCGGCUGCGUCCUCACGUGCGGAGGCCGCCGCAGUGACCCCGCCCCCGGGCCCGGGAUGUGAGGCCCGCGGGGUGUCCUCGCACCGGGCCUAGGCGCCGGGAGUGGCCGGCUCGGCAGCGCCGGGCAAUGGCCCUGCUGCCGCUGCUCCUCGCCUCCUGGGGCCUGGGGCAGUGAGGGGGCCGGCGGGCGAGGGCAAGGUGGCCGCGGGCGCCAUGGAGGGGGUGCUGUACAAGUGGACCAACUAUCUGAGCGGUUGGCAGCCUCGGUGGUUCCUUCUCUGUGGGGGAAUAUUAUCUUAUUAUGAUUCUCCUGAAGAUGCUUGGAAAGGCUGCAAAGGGAGCAUCCAGAUGGCGGUGUGUGAAAUUCAAGUUCAUUCUGUAGAUAACACACGCAUGGACCUGAUAAUCCCUGGGGAACAAUAUUUCUACCUGAAGGCCAGAAGUGUGGCUGAGAGACAACGGUGGCUGGUAGCCUUGGGGUCAGCCAAGGCUUGCCUGACAGACAGUAGGACCCAGAAAGAAAAAGAGUUUGCUGAAAACACUGAAAACUUGAAAACUAAAAUGUCGGAACUAAGACUCUACUGUGAUCUUCUUGUUCAGCAAGUAGAUAAAACAAAAGAAGUGACCGCAACUGGUGUGUCCAAUUCUGAGGAGGGAAUUGAUGUGGGAACUCUGCUGAAAUCAACCUGCAAUACUUUUCUGAAGACUUUGGAAGAAUGCAUGCAGAUCGCAAACGCAGCCUUCACUUCUGAGCUGCUCUAUCGCACUCCCCCAGGAUCACCUCAGCUGGCCAUGCUCAAGUCCAACAAGAUGAAACAUCCUAUUGUACCAAUUCAUAAUUCAUUGGAAAGGCAAACAGAGUUAAACAGCUGUGAGAACGGAUCUUUACAUAUGGAGAUAAAUGAUGAUGAAGAAAUCCUAAUGAAAAACAAGAGCUCCUUAUGUUUGAAACCUGCAGAGACAGAUCGCAGCAUAUCAAGUGAAGAAAAUACAGAUGAUAAUAUAACAGUCCAACGUGAAAUGAUAAAGGAAGAUGGAGAGGAAAACCUGGGAAAUCAUGACAGCCACUUGGCGCAGUCUGAAUCACACUCCUCAAGCAGCUCUCCAGAAGCCCACUGGGAAGAAGGCCAAGAAGUCAUCCCAACUUUCUUUAGUACCAUGAACACCAGCUUUAGUGACAUUGAACUUCUGGAAGACAGUGGCAUUCCCACAGAAGCAUUCUUAGCAUCAUGUUAUGCUGUGGUUCCAGUAUUAGACAAACUUGGCCCUACAGUGUUUGCUCCUGUUAAAAUGGAUCUAGUUGGAAAUAUUAAGCCUAAGCCUAACAAGAAUCCUCAAACAAAUAAAACAGAUUACUUGGAAAGCAUAAGGACGAAGAAAGUAAAUCAGAAGUAUAUAACCAACAAAGAGGAGUUUACCACACUGCAGAAAAUAGUGCUGCACGAAGUGGAGGCCGACGUAGCCCAGGUUAGGAACUCAGCUACAGAAGCCCUCCUGUGGCUGAAGAGAGGUCUCAAAUUUUUGAAGGGAUUUUUGACAGAAGUGAAAAAUGGAGAAAAGGACAUCCAGACAGCCCUGAAUAAUGCAUAUGGUAAAACAUUACGGCAACACCAUGGCUGGGUAGUUCGAGGGGUUUUUGCGUUAGCUCUGAGGGCAGCUCCGUCCUAUGAAGAUUUUGUGGCUGCAUUAACCAUUAAGGAAGGCGACCACCAGAAAGCAGCUUUCAGUGUUGGGAUGCAGAGGGACCUCAGCCUUUACCUCCCCGCCAUGGAAAAGCAGCUGGCGAUACUGGACACUUUAUAUGAGGUCCACGGACUGGAGUCUGACGAGGUGGUAUGAUGUCUGCAGGGCAGCGCCGCCUCCUAACUUCAGGGAAUAAAGUUCGCUAAAGUGUUUCAUUGCCCUACUUAAUUUCCAGCAGCAGCUUCAGUCCUCUCCAAUCCCUUACUUGGGGGGAUGGAGAGGAGGAGGCAAAGCCUAGUGCUUUUAUGUAUAAUUUUUUAAAUGCAUAUAUGUUUUGUGUGUUUAAAAAUCAAGGUGCUAUAUAUUCAGUUCAAAGGGCCUCCUGGAAACCAAAUCAUAGCUGUUACACAGACGUGAACGGCGAGUUAUAAGAGCAGAUUUGACAAAUGAAUUUGUUAGUAUUGUGUUUUGCUUUUAGUUUUAAUGGGCCACCCAAACCCAAGCUGAAAAUGAGCAAUUUUUUUAUCAAGGACUGUAACUCAUAGCCAGUGUUUCAGUCAAUUUAGAAUUAGACUAAAAAUUUAGAGGGAGCUCAGCCCCUUUGUUGAAGCUAUUGAAAUAUAGAGUUUGCUAUUCCUAGACGUCCUGCAAAGAAUCCUCUUCUCUGUGGCUCUGUGGGCCAGAAGAGCCUGUGUAGUCAGUGUGUCCGGGACGUUGGUGUGACCAAGCAGUGCCAUCCCUGUUUAUGGGCCAGGAGACUGGCUCUGAAGAGAUGAGUGGUAUGUCCUAGCCCCGAGCUGGAGGACAGUAUGGGAGGUGUGGGACAGGUCAUCUGAGGUGACCCCUGUGCAGUGCACACCCUCUGCCAGCCUGCUUUCCUCGGCAUCAUCUCAGUUGGACAUCAGAGCAAAACCGUGACAUUCAGGGAUUAUUAUUAAACUUCAAAAGUAAGGUGUAUAGGUCGAGGGAUUUGCUCAGUCACACAGCCACUAGAUAGAAGAGCCACGUGAUUUCCAUGUGUGAUCUGGACCACCUCUGCAUCAAAAUCACACGGAGCGCUUGUUUGAAAAGCAAAUUCCCAGGCCUUACCUUGACCUGAAGAACCAGAAUUGUGGGAUUGGGACUCAGGAUAAUAAACCUUGAAUUUGAAUAAACUUCCCAAGUUAUUCUUGUGCACACAGGGUUGAAGAGCUACGAGAUUAAAUUCUAGUUUACCGAAUUCCCAGUCUUCUGCCUGAACUAAAUGAUGUGUCCUUUUUUUCAAAGAGGGAGAGGCUAUCGUUGAAACGAAGUAGUUAAAGGGAGAGUGAGAAAUGGAGCAAGUUUACUCAGCAGGUUUCUUAAUUGAGCCAGCAGGCCUUCAGGGACCACAGUUCUGAAUGUGCUCUCUGAUCAGCCUUGGCUUUAUCACCAAUGGUGCAGAGGAAGCUAAAUGCAGCUGCUUAUCUUAUCUCAGAAGCUCUGGGACUGUGUCACAGUUUACAGGGGGGAUUUAAGCCUUUCACAAAACAACCUUGUGUAGGCGUUCUCCUGAAGAGUGUGACGCCAGGACUGUGGCCCUAGUCUCUCAGUAGGCCAGGCUGCCAAGAGCGAGCGGCGGGGAGAGGCCAUGGCUGCCUUCCCUGUCAGGGGCUACUCGCUUUAAGUAGCUGGAAGGGAAGCUCCCCGGGUAGAAGGUGAGUUCCUUUGAGGGGCACAGGUGAUGCUGUCCCGAGGGCAAAGAGAACCCUCUCCUUAGGUGAGAGAUUAAUGUAGGGAGGGGUAUUGAUUUCUUUUGUCUGUCUUUAAACAAAUGGGCAUUUAUGUAGCUCAAAUUAACGAAGCAGAUACUGUGCUCAGUAAGGACUUCUGGAAAAUGCUUAACCUUUAGAAAAGCAACAUCAAAUAUUUUAAGGCUAGGGAGAAAAAGGGUGCUAAAGUGAUGUUGAUUCUUUUGUAUCUUAGCGCUUGCUGUUACCAGCUGCUAAGGUGUGCAUGUUGUCUUCUCCCAUUCGCACGAGUAAUUAGUGCGGACCUCCUUCUCUGGCUAGUGUGAACAUGAUGGCAGGACUAGGGGAUAAGUUAGACUUCCUGCCCUUACAGAGCCUCCUAAAAGGGAAAAAGAAAAAGCCACCAGCCUUUGCUUUACCUUGAAUGAAUGCACAUUAGACAUUGCACCAUUGGGUGGGGACGCUGCCAGGAGAUUGUAAGUGUUGUGAAGCACGACCGUUCUGAGCAAGUGGUGGUGCUCCCCGACACCUCAGGAGAGCUGGUCUGGCCUCUGGGAGAGAGGUGGGCACACUGAAAAUACCUCAGAUUUUCCACCGAGGCUUUGAAUACACACAGAAAGAAAGCUGCUCAGCAGGGCCAUUGCGCGGUUCUAUAGGUACUGCCUUGGUGUAUAUGACCCAGUUUUCUGGGAAAGAAGGGUUUCAUAUUAUCUGGGAUCUUUGGGAACCCAGAUCAGAGUAGCUUGAAUAACUUGAAUAAGCUGCAUUACCUACUCAACACUUUUCCAACCCUACAGAAAGGGGAUAAUGUUUUUUGAUAGGUAUUUUCCUCACUGGAGCAUACUAAGUUUACCUAAGAUGCGUAAAGCUCUGGAAAUUGAACUUCAUAUUAGAUGACAAAUUCAACUUGGCCUGACGCUUGGCACGGUCAGAGCUUCCUCCUGGACCUGCAGUAUUUGCUUCUCCAUUUUAUUUAAAGGCAUAAUGUGUGCUAAUUGACAUUUACUAUCUAAGACGAGGACAAAGAGAAAAGAUAAGGCUUUCUCUCCAUAAUCCUCUAAGAUUCCUGGGACCUCUAAGCUUUCUUUCUCUGACAAUGAGAGGAGAUGGGAAAACGCUAGUAUGUUUGUUGGUUGCUCAAACGUUUUUAGGAUUCUCUUUCUAGAGUAACCUUUAGAGAGAUCCUGAAGGAAAAGAAAAGGUAAUGUGUCUUCUAACUAAUAAGUAGCGUUUGGACGACCUCCUAUAAGGCACUUCCAUACACAUAAUUUCAUCGUGUCUGCACUUCUCCCCACUGCAGAAGCCAGCCCUUACACUUAGUAGGGAUUAAUAUAUAUUUGUCUAACUGAACAAAAUCCUUUCAAUGAUGGCAAAUUUCUUUUGUCCUUGAAAGCAGAUUUGAUUCAUUAUACCUAAUCUUGACAAAAAUGUUAAGUUAGAGGGAUACCUUUUGGGGAAGAACCAACUUGUGACUCUGAGGUAGGAAUGAUUUUCUCAUCACCUCUUGAUCCAGCUCCUCAGGUAGUUCUAGAACUGGGGCUCUUGGAAUGUUGAGCACAUCAGUCCCCAGGGCAUUGACUUUGAAAGGCAGCGUUUGUUAGGAUGUGUAAGUAGUGGCUUCAGGUGCCUUGUCAUCAUUAUUUGUGUGUCAUUCUGAAAAUAAAUGCUCCCAAAAUGUCAUAUUCCACGAUGAGGGAUAUCUGAACUCCAUAGUUCAGCCCUGCUGCUUCUCUCUCCUCUUCUCUUACUAAUGAUUGCGAACAGUGCCCCCAUCAGAGCACCAAAUCCAUCCCCUUUCUUAGCUGUUCUGCUCCAUUCUUCAGCAGCAGCUUCUAGCACAUCCGUGGAGCAUCUGGCACAGACCUAGCCAGGGUCAGGUGCCCAGUCAGUGGGCAUUCUCUUCCCCUCCCAGACUGCAAGAGCUUCUUAAAGAACCCCUGUUCCCAUGUGUAGCUGUAAAGCGGGUGACCACAUGGUGUGUAGCAUCUAGGAAAGGUGAUCUGUUAUUAGAUGAGUGCUGCUGGAAAGGUUUGCCGUCUCCUCUUUUUGAUUAUUAAUUAAUCAAAAGUUAAUGCUUUCAACUUUAUAUUUUCGGAAAAGUGUUUUUAAUUAAGAAAAAUAUGUGGUAGGGACCAAUAAAUAAAUUAUACCUUUCUUUAUUAAAUUUGAAGUAAGUAAAAGAGCUGAAGGAAGAGGUAUCUUAUUAAGGAAACUUAAUCUGAUUGUGAAAGUCAUAUGUAUGAAGAAAUAUCAUUUAAGUCAGUAGGAGGAGUCAAAGGGUCAUGAGCGAUACAAGAUGAUGUGAUUUUGGAAACUUCCUGAAACACUACUUUUUAUGUUUUUCUCUGCUAAACGACCAUGUCCUAUAAGAAGUUGGUUACAUGAUGGUGCAUUUCUGAAUCAUCGAUUAAAAUCAGUUACUUCUGAUAUUA
Messenger RNA from Delphinapterus leucas (beluga whale), 5980 nucleotides. It is a transcript of the gene PLEKHA8, whose product is annotated as pleckstrin homology domain containing A8. Gene Ontology annotation, molecular function: ceramide 1-phosphate binding; ceramide 1-phosphate transfer activity. NCBI's taxonomy places the organism in Eukaryota, Metazoa, Chordata, Mammalia, Artiodactyla, Monodontidae. The record is from RefSeq and is a predicted model, not a curated record. Gene Ontology annotation, biological process: ceramide transport; intermembrane lipid transfer. Gene Ontology annotation, cellular component: membrane; cytoplasm; cytosol.